AUGCUGUUUUGCUCUCUCUGUCCUCCUGUGUAUGACCUCUGCCUGAUUAUCGUCAAGUCCCUGGGUGUUGCCUCAUGGAUCUCCUUGUGGAGAUCAGCCUGUACUACCUGGUUUCCUGCACCUUCCUGUCGUCGGACCUUUGGUUUCCCAGCUCCACCCGUCCACUGCUCAAAAGGACAUCUACCACAUUCUUCCUGGUACUACAAUGGUCUCAUACCUGCGGUGGUGCUCUCCUUCUGCUUUGUCCUGGGAGUACCUGGAAACCUCGCCGUGAUUCUUCUCAAGUCUAAAUGGAAAAAGAUCUCCAGUCUGAGCCAGAGUUUAAUGCUGAAUCUGGCCAUUUCUGACCUGCUCGGUUUGCUGACCUUACCACCAAAGAUAUACGCUUCGUUAUUUGACUGGAAAUUUGGCUUGGUGGCCUGUAAGAUUCUUAAUUAUCUUCUGUACAUCAGCAUUUAUGGCAGCCAGUUGACUGUGACUGUGUUAGGCAUUCAGCGUUACCUACAAGUGGUUCAUCAGGAGAAGUGGCAUCAGGGACAAAAGCGCGUGCGGCUGGUUCUGCUCUGGCUGGUUGCCGUCAUCCUGUCCAUCCCUGUUUUGGUGGAUCGGCAGGUGAUAACAAACCAGCAGAGGACUGUCUGCCAACCACAGUACUCCUCUGAGGCACAAUGGGUGGUUGUGUUGCUAACAGAGACGCUGUUUGGAUUUUUUUCUGUGUUGCUUGUGCUGAUUUCAUACAUUCGUCUUAACAGGAAAAUUAAACGUGUCGUGUUUUUCAACCAUCCAAGAACAACUCAGCUGAUUACCAGCAUCAUUGUGAGUAAUUUUGUUCUCUGGUCUCCAUUUAUUGUCAUAAACGUACUUGGUGUGGUGGCUAUUUGUGCCAAAAAUGAAGGCUUGUUAAAUUUUUGCUCAAACACAUGGGUCCUUGUCAAAGCUCUCACAGUUGUAAUUAGGUGCUUAAAUCCUCUCUUGUAUGCCUAUAACUCGAGAACAAUUCUGACAACAUAGAAUGCCCCAAACAAUGUGUUUUGUAUGUUUGUUUUUUUUUUAAUAUAAAAGGACUGUGCUGCCUUUUGUAAGUUAAGCUGGACCAGCAAGGUUGAAAACCGCACUAGAACGCCCCCUGGUGGAUAUUUUAUGUUUUGGUGACGCUAAAAAAGAAUAUAGAUCCAAGAUGGUGGAACGCAUCACCGAACAGUUCAUGAUUUAAGCUGAUUAUCCUUAUACGUUGUGUUUCAGACAAGAUUUGUUCGUAAGUAUUGGUUAAUUGUAAAAGCAAUAAUUGUCUCUUUGUUUUAUGUAACUGGUGUAAAUAAUUGUACGCUGGAGUCAUUUAGGAAAAAGUUUUUUCUUAUUUUUAGCUAGCAGCUAGAAUAGCUAGUUUGCUAUGUUCGUUGGCUAAUGCUCAGUUUUGUAUGUUUCGGUUUACGAUGGCCAAAGUGAUGGCAGUGGUCAGAGGCCACUCUUCAAUAAACAAGUAGAAAAUAAACAAGUUUGGUUAUUGGAGCGUCGUUGUCUGGCUGUCUAUCUGCUGAAAACUGGAAAUCUCAGGGCGAGGACAGCACAAGGACCAUGCUAUGUGUUCUGUCAAUUAUUACAAAUCUGAAAUGCAUUAAAUAAUUUACAUUUGUUGGAAGUAGGAAUAUAUUUGUUUUCUUACAUAAUCUUGCCUAACAAUAUGUAGUAACCAGAGCUAGUUUCUGUCUCUGCUCAUAAACUAGUUUAGCAGAACAAGGACUGUACUCUUUCUUGUUUGGUUGCAAUGCUGACAUAUUAAAAAUGAAAUGUAACUGUUCCUGAUGUGCUC
Molecule: messenger RNA, 1810 nt
Organism: Xiphophorus hellerii (green swordtail)
Lineage: Eukaryota; Metazoa; Chordata; Actinopteri; Cyprinodontiformes; Poeciliidae
Product: leukotriene B4 receptor 1-like
Exons: 3
Coding region: 1-1011 (336 amino acids)
Biological process (GO): G protein-coupled receptor signaling pathway; calcium-mediated signaling; immune response
Cellular component (GO): external side of plasma membrane; membrane
Molecular function (GO): C-C chemokine binding; C-C chemokine receptor activity
Source: RefSeq, a predicted model, not a curated record